This is a messenger RNA of Vanessa tameamea, 1555 nucleotides long. It is a transcript of the gene Snx6, whose product is annotated as sorting nexin-32. The transcript is spliced from 11 exons. Bases 137 to 1396 code for a protein of 419 amino acids. Lineage: Eukaryota; Metazoa; Arthropoda; Insecta; Lepidoptera; Nymphalidae. Gene Ontology annotation, molecular function: phosphatidylinositol binding. The record is from RefSeq and is a predicted model, not a curated record. Gene Ontology annotation, biological process: phagosome-lysosome fusion involved in apoptotic cell clearance.
AUGACAAUUGAAAAUUUGACGAUUUGUUUUGUGAUUUUCGUUAAGUGUCGCCGAAUUAUUUAAACAAAUUAAUAAAUCAUUCAAUUGUGUUAAUAUCAACUCUAGAAUAAAUUUACCAAUUCCUUCCUAAUCCAAUAUGAUGGACUGUGUAGAAGAAAGCAACCACGAUCCUCUGUCAGUGCCUGCUGUGUCGACGCCCUCCAGCGGUGACAUCAAACCAGAGAAGAAGAAACCGAAUGAGAAUGUUUCGUUGGCUGAUAACAGUUUACUGGUUGACAUUUCGGACGCUCUGAGCGAAAAGGAAAAGGUCAAGUUCACUGUUCACACGAAGACGACGCUGCCGGAGUUUCAGAAGGCGGAGUUCUUCGUGGUGAGACAGCACGAGGAGUUUGUCUGGCUCCACGAUAGAUACGAAGAGAAUGAGGAGUAUGCUGGUUAUAUUAUACCGCCGGCGCCGCCGAGACCAGAUUUCGAUGCGUCUCGUGAAAAGUUACAGCGUCUCGGUGAGGGCGAGGGAGCUCUGACCCGUGAGGAGUUCCUCAAGAUGAAGGAGGAGCUUGAGGAGGAGUAUCUCGCGACGUUCAAGAAGACGGUGGCGAUGCACGAGGUGUUCCUGCAGCGUUUAGCGGCUCACCCUGUGUUCAGGAGUGACGCACACUUGAGGGUUUUCCUCGAAUACGAGCAGGACUUGUGUGCAAAGCCGCGAGGGAAAAUGGACCUUAUCGGUGGCCUCGUGCGGUCGAUGACGACGACGACGGAUGAGAUUUAUCUCGGUGCGACGGUGAGGGACGUGAACGACUUCUUCGAGCAGGAGACGGCGUUCCUGCAGGAAUACUACUCGCACUUGAAGGAGGCCGUCGCUAAAGUCGACAGGAUGACGUCCAAACAUAAAGACGUAGCGGACGCUCACAUCAAGCUGUCAUCCUGCAUAACUCAGCUGGCGACGAGGGAGCAGCCCUCCACGGAGAGAUUCCUCACGCGAGCGGCCGAGACAUUUGACAAGUGCAGGAAAAUCGAGGGUCGAAUGGCUUCGGACCAGGACCUGAAGCUGGCGGACACGCUGCGGUACUACAUGCGGGACGCGCACGCCGCCAAGGCCGUGCUCGUGCGCCGCCUGCGAUGUCUAGCCGCCUACGAAGCAGCCAAUAGGAAUCUGGAAAGAGCAAGAGCCAAGAACAAAGACGUGCACGCCGCGGAGCGGGCGCAGUCGGACGCGUGCGCGCGCUUCGAGCAGCUGUCGGCGCGCGCGCGGGAGGAGCUGCUCGACUUCCGCGUGCGCCGCGUGGCCGCCUUCCGCAAGAGUUUGAUAGAUUUGGCGGAACUCGAGAUCAAACACGCGCGCGCGCAGCAGGAGCUGUUCAGGAAAUCUCUGCAGGUGUUAAGGGAAUGCCAGUGACGUGAGAGAUGGCGUGCUCGAUGAAAUUAUGUUGUUUAUCUAUUCGAUUUAUUGAUAUAAUCUUAUUUACUUUAAGUAAAAUAUGGAGGAGGCUCUCGGGAGUGACUUGAUAUUAUUGAAUUCAAAAUGUUAUUUAUUCGAGUCGGCUCAUAAAAGUAC